AAAAAAGUCCACUUAAUCACUCUCUCUCUCUCUCUCUCUCUAGCCCGUCUGUCUGUCGUCUAUAAACGCUACAACACCAUUUCCGAUGACUUCUGGGGACCGUAAUUACUGAAACUCAGGCUGCUUCCGCUGCUGCUUAAACCCUGCCACAUGUCCGAAAACGACGUCGUGACGCGGACGUUCCGGGCCCUGGUGGAGGGCGCCGACCGGAAGUUUGCUAGGGUUCGCGACGUGCCGGCGUACGGACGCCUCCACAACCAGCACUACUUCCACAAGGUCUUCAAGGCCUACAUGCGCCUAUGGAAGUACCAGCAGGAGAACCGCUCUAAGCUCGUCGCCGCCGGCCUGAACCGCUGGGAAAUCGGCGAGAUCGCCAGCCGGAUCGGCCAGCUCUACUUCGGCCAGUACAUGCGCACCAGCGAGGCCCGAUUCCUCGUCGAGGCCUACGUCUUCUACGAAGCCAUUCUCAGCCGCAGCUACUUCGACGGCUCCACCGGUUCCAGAGGUUUCGGGAAGAAGGAUAUCGGAGUCCGCUUCAAGGAGUUGAGAUUCUACGCCCGGUUUUUGCUUGUUUCCUUGAUUUUGAACCGAACCGAGACGGUUCGUCUUCUCGCCGAGCGGUUCAAAUCGCUUGUUGAUGACUGCAAAGCCAAUUUUCGGGACACUAAUUUUAAAGAAUGGAGGCUAGUGGUGCAAGAAAUUGCUCGAUUUAUGAAAGUUGAUACGGCCUUUAUGAAUGUCAGGCCAUUGCGAUACUCUACCUUGUUUGAUUCGCAUCCAGCAUCUCUUCCGUAUGUUGCUCGUUUCCAUGCAAAGAGAGUCUUAAAAUUUCAAGAUGCAUUGUUAACAAGCUAUCACCAUAAUGAGGUCAAAUUUGCUGAACUUACAUUGGACACCUACCGAAUGCUGCAAUGUUUGGAAUGGGAGCCAAGCGGGUCUUUCUACCAAAAGCGUCCGGUUGAACCAAAGGAGAAUGGUGUUUUUAUUGAACACUCUGGGGCUUCUGCGGCAUCUGGAGUAAUUGAUAUGAACUUGGCUGCGGACAUGACUGAUCCAAGUUUACCCCUAAAUCCAAGGAAAGCUGUUAUCUAUCGUCCAUCUGUGACACAUUUGAUAGCGGUGAUGGCUACAAUAUGUGAGGAGCUUCCUCUGGACAGUAUUAUGCUAGUUUAUCUGUCAGCCUCAGGGAAGGUUGGUCGUAGUAAUGCUAGUCAGGUGUAUAGCGCUGGAGGAUCACAGAAGUCCUCAAAAAACAAAGCUCCUCUCCAAGAUCAGAAUAAGUUUCUGCCUGAAUCAUGUAUAAAUAACAAGGGAGAGUUAAGUGGCUAUUAUGAUCAAUAUCUGUGGUUUGGUCCUAGAGGAAAUGGUGGUUUGAACAACCUUUACCCUGGUGAUAUAAUUCCUUUUACUCGUAGGCCUCUUUUCUUGGUAAUAGAUAGCGACAACAGCCAUGCAUUCAAGGCUUUACAUGGAGUGGAAAGAGGAGAGACGGCUGCUCUGCUUCUUUCACCUUUGAGACCAGCGUUCAAGAAUCCAGCUGAUGCUGAUUUAACGCAAAAUGGAAGUCAGUUUACCUUUUUCUUGACUGCUCCCUUGGCAGCAUUCUGCCAAUUAGUUGGAUUCUCCUCUUCUGAUACCGAAGCAGAGGUUUAUAGCAAUGCUGAAAGCAUACUCUCGGCUGCCUUCUCUGAGUGGGAAGUUAUUCUUUGUACGACAAGAAGCCUGGAUCUGGUAUGGGCACAAGUUCUAUCCGAUCCUUUUUUGCGGCGACUUAUUCUGAGAUUUAUAUUCUGCAGAGCUGUGCUUUCUUUCUUCUGCCCUCCUGAAGAUAGUGAGCAGCAUUUGCCGGUUUGCCUACCUAUUCUUCCCAAUCCCGUUUCUCCAGAUUCUGAAGUUGUGCGGUCUGCUGUCCACAGGCUUGCAAAGCACCUCAGCGUCUCUGACUAUUUUCACUUUGUUGACACAUGAUUAUCUAAUUAGAUAGUAAAGCUAGAUUGUAAGUAUAGCACUCUGGGGUUAAGGUCUCCUCGAUCCGGUGUGACCAUGGCACAGAUAAAUCAGUUGGCUUACUAGGGGCGGGGUUGAGAAGAUACUAAUCGGCUCAUAUGUAAUGGGUGGUGUUAUUGUGUUUAGGUUGGUGUCUGAUCCUUGUAGGGUGUGAACUUUUCCAGGUGAAUCUUCAAAUUACAUAUAGUUGUCAAUACCUUUGUAAAGAAAAUCAGCUGGUGAAACAAAUUUUAAAUUAUUUUAACCUCUCGUGACGGCAAUUUUUACGGUCUUGUUGAAGCUUAUGGUUCUCAGAGGAAUUUUUGAAUGGCCUCUGCUACUGCUACUUCACAAUGUGAUUUGAGUUUUUUGGCUUGUAUUUUGUAUUUUGUAAUUUGUAUAAACACCUUCAUUUUUAUUCAUUUAUUUGGUGAGUGUAUUUGAGGGAGUUAGAAAGGGAAAGUCUGGUAUGAUACAUUUGAUAGAGAUUGCUCCAUAAUAAUGUACUAAUAAUACCGUAUUUUGCACAA
Molecule: messenger RNA, 2516 nt
Organism: Pyrus x bretschneideri (Chinese white pear)
Lineage: Eukaryota; Viridiplantae; Streptophyta; Magnoliopsida; Rosales; Rosaceae
Product: protein SCAI-like
Exons: 9
Coding region: 151-1968 (605 amino acids)
Biological process (GO): DNA-templated transcription
Cellular component (GO): nucleus
Molecular function (GO): transcription corepressor activity
Source: RefSeq, a predicted model, not a curated record